Molecule: messenger RNA, 4992 nt
Organism: Xiphias gladius (swordfish)
Lineage: Eukaryota; Metazoa; Chordata; Actinopteri; Istiophoriformes; Xiphiidae
Gene: fmnl1a
Product: formin-like 1a
Exons: 25
Coding region: 523-3930 (1135 amino acids)
Biological process (GO): regulation of cell shape; cortical actin cytoskeleton organization; cell migration
Cellular component (GO): cytosol
Molecular function (GO): small GTPase binding; actin filament binding
Source: RefSeq, a predicted model, not a curated record
UGUUUAUCUUCCACCCCAGGUUCUGCUGGUGUAGUGCACAGGAAGCUGCUCUUCUGCUUUCGUGUUUCUGCGGUUUUUGUCUGUUACAUGGUGUGACACACUCCUCUCCUUCCUCUCACAAGACGCAGCCUUCUGUGCUCUCCUCAGCUCUCAGUCGACUAGUGUAGAGAAAAAGUGAGACGCUGAGAUACCGGUGGGUCUUUUUCUUAGAGCCGAACAGGCUCCAACAAGGCUUGCUACCUAAUUCUCAAAGGUACUUGUAAAACAGAGAGUGACAGGCCGAUGAGAGGACAAACAUGAGGACAAACUACCUUAUUUCACCACCCACCCUGUCCUCAGGACCAAGGCGGACGAAGUAGGCCAGUGGCUUGAUGUUCUUCUCACUGAAGACCUAAAGACUUGGUUCGCUUUAGGCCUGCUCGUUCUGUCCACUUUUAUUCACUCUGUUUCGGAGUACACCGAUUUCUACGGAGAAGGGGUUCGUGUAAAGCUUUCCCCCUGGAUUACUUGUGGAGAUUAGUGAUGGGGAAUGCGGCCGCGGGGGGCUCGGAGCAGGAGCCGGCUGAGGGCCGCGAGGCCAGGAACUCGGUCGGGGCUGUUUCAGGUAUGAGUGACCCCACACCAACCUUACAGAAGAAGCAGCCAGCUCCCCCCAAACUGCCCAUGCCCCCAGAGGAGGAGCUGGAGGAGCGCUUCAACGUGGUGCUGAGCUACAUGAACUUGCCUCCAGAUAAACUGAAGCUACUGAGUCAAUAUGACAACGAGAAGAAGUGGGAAUUAGUCUGUGAUCAGGAGCGUUUCCAGGUGAAGAGUCCGCCAUCCACCUACCUGGCCAAGAUCAAGAGCUUCUACCAGGAUCAAGGAGGGGUGUCUCGCAGGCUGAAGAAAAGGAUCCAAGAUGCGACUCAGGUCCUUAAAGAUUUGGAGAUAUCACUUCGCACAAAUCACAUUGGAUGGGCCCAAGAUUUUCUCAGUGAGCCUAAUAAUGGUUUGGAUGUUCUGGUGGAAUACCUGUCCCAUGCGCAAAGUGACGCCUCGUUUGAUGUGGAGAGCGUUGAAAACGGUGGCAUGCUGUCAGACAGAGGAAAGCCAGCAGAGAGGUCGAUGGAAGAUUUGACCAAGAGCUCCAGCAGCUCUCAUUCACAUGGGAUGACCAGAGCUGCUCGUGCACUGACUGUAAGAAUAAGCUCCACUCUGGGGAACAAAAUGCAUAGAAAGUCGCAUACAUCCAGCCAGAGAGAUGAUGUACAUGUGUGCAUAAUGUGCCUGCGUGCCAUCAUGAACUACCAGUCUGGUUUUAACCAGGUGAUGAGUCACCCGCGCUGUGUGAACGAGAUCACCCUCAGUCUCAACAGCAGGAAUCCCAGGACCAAAGCCCUCGUGUUGGAGCUGCUGGCUGCCGUGUGUCUCGUCAGAGGAGGACAUGACAUAAUUCUCUCUGCUUUUGACAACUUCAAAGAGGUGAGCAAAGAAAAGAACCGCUUUGAGAAGCUGAUGGAGUACUUCAUCAUUGAUGACAGCAACAUUGACUUCAUGGUAGCUUGCAUGCAGUUCAUAAACAUUGUGGUCCAUUCGGUGGAGAACAUGAACUUCCGUGUCCACCUACAGUACGAGUUCACCCACCUUGGAUUGGACAAGUAUCUAGAGCGUCUGAAGCAAACAGAGAGUGAGAAGCUGCAGGUCCAGAUCCAGGCCUAUCUGGACAACGUGUUGGAUGUAGGAGCCCUGCUGGAGGAUGCUGAGAACAGAGGAGGGGUGCUGGAGCAUGUGGACGAACUGCAGGAACACAACGUGCAGCUGAGUGCCCGGCUUCAGGAGAUUGAGAAUCAGACGACAGGGCGAAUAUCUGAGCUGGAGACUCAGCUCAUGCAGGCAACCAAGGAGACCGAGCUGCUCAAAGAAGGCCUGCGAGAGUCCUGUUCCCAGGUCAGUGCUUUGCAGCAGAGAGAAAGAGAGCGGGAGCUGGACAGGGAGAGGGAGAAGGACAGGGAGCGCCUGAGCACCUCUGUCCCUCAGACUCCCUCGGAGCUGGAGCAGAAGAUCCAGGAGCUGAAGGACAAGGGGCUGAUCCGACUGGGGCGGAGUGCUUCGGGAGGUCUGGACAUCCAAGUUGUGCCUGUCACAGUGGUCGAAUACGUCCAGGUUCCGGCCCCGGACCCAGCUUCAGCCUCAGCCACACAGCCCAGCACUCUGAGCGCUGUUGAUUCAGCCUCCCCAGCUUCCAGCCUGCCUGCCUCUGCCCCUCCACCACCUCCUCCCCCUCCCCUUCCUUGUGGUCCAGGGCAGAUUGCCUCUCCCCUAAAUAUUGUGCCUCCACCGGCACCUCCUCCUCCUCCUCUCCUACCUGGUGCUGGACCCCCACCUCCUCCUCCUCCUCCUCCUCUCCUACCUGGUGCUGGACCCCCACCUCCUCCUCCUCCACCUCCCCCUCCUGGUGCUGGACCCCCACCUCCUCCUCCCCCACCUGGUGCUGGAUCCCCACCUCCACCCCCCCCACCUGGUGCUGGACCCCCGCCCCCUCCCGGAUGUCCAAACACUCAAUCUGGGCUUAAGGGCAAGAAGCCCAUCCAGACCAAGUUCAGGAUGCCGUUGUUAAACUGGCAGGCGUUAAAACCAAACCAAGUUACAGGCACCGUCUUCAACGAGUUAGAUGACGAGCAAGUCUUAGGGGAGCUGAACAUGGAGAUGUUUGAGGAGCAGUUCAAGACUAGAGCUCAGGGUAAUCCGGCAGACCUGUCCAGUGUUACCAAGAAAAUGGUCCAGAAAGCCCCCAGUAAGACAUCCUUGAUUGACGCCAAUAAGGCCAAGAAUUUGGCCAUCACCCUACGCAAGGGAGGAAUGAAUCCAUCUCUCAUCUGCACCGCCAUAGAGACGUAUGACCAGCAGUCUUUGUCCAUAGACUUCCUGGAAUUGCUCGAGCCCUUCAUACCAUCACAGUUUGAGAUGAAGCUGCUGGUUAACUACGAGAAGGACGGCCGCCCGCUGGACGAGCUGAGCAACGAGGACCAAUUUAUGUUACGCUUUGGGAAGAUUCCUCGUCUGACCCAGCGAAUAAACACUCUCACUUUCAUGGGCAACUUCCCAGACACCGUCAAACGCCUGCAGCCGCAACUGAACUCCAUCAUUGCUGCGUCCAUGUCCAUCAAGUCUUCAGUCAAACUGAAAAAGAUUUUAGAAAUUGUUCUCGCUUUCGGUAACUAUAUGAACAGCAGUAAGAGAGGUGCAGCGUACGGUUUUCGGCUGCAGAGUCUGGACCUUCUGUUGGAGACCAAGUCGACUGACCGCUCACAGACGCUGCUUCAUUUCAUCACCAAUAUCAUCCAGGAAAAAUACCCCGACCUGGCCAACUUCCACACUGAGCUACACUUUGUGGACAAGGCAGCACUUGUAUCCCUGGACGGCAUUCUUCAGGAUAUCCGCUCAUUAGAGCGAGGAAUGGAGAUGACCAAAAAGGAGUUCCUGGUGCAGGAUGACAGCCCGGUGUUGAAGGAAUUCAUCAAAACAAACAGUGAGCAGCUGGAAUCUUUGAUCAAAGACAGCAAGACCGCACAGGAGGCUUACGGUUCUUUGGUGGAGUAUUUCGGAGAGAAUCCCAAAACAACGCAGCCUUCCGCGUUUUUCCCGCUGUUCGGACGCUUCAUAAAGGCCUACAAGACGGCACAGCAACAGAUUCAGCAGAAAAAGAAAAUGGAGAGUGAGAGCAGUGAGGAAAAACAGUCGUCAUCUCCCAACAAAGCUGGGGUACAAAAGGGGCCCAUGAUGAACAAGAUGCCCCAGAUGGACCUGAUCGCAGAGCUGAAAAAGAGGCAGGUGAAACCGCAGGUACGCGAAGGGAAGGAUGGCGCUCUGGAGGAUAUCAUCACAGAUUUGAGAAACACACCAUACAGGCGGACAGAUGGUCGAUGGUCAGCGCAGCGCCAGGACACUUGAGAUACUUCUGGUCCAAGACUUUUUUUUUUUUCUUUUUUUUUUACAAAUGUGACUGGAAUCACAACCAAGCAUACAGACAAGGAAUCUUUAAAGUGUUCUGUAUAUACAUUAUAUCGCAAUAUAUAAUUAGCCAUAUGGGACUUUGUAUUUUUGCCAACAUUUUAGUGUGAAUUUGUUCUGUAAAUAGAGUCAGGGUGGAACUAUUUGAUAUCUUUAAUGCAAUACUUCACAAAUUUGAUUACAAAUCUAGCUAAAAAAAAACCCCAAAAUAAUUAUUUCUGUGGCACCUUAUGUCUACCUAAAAAAAAAAAAAAAAAGUUGGCUUUAUUUUAAAAUAAACCUAUUUUUUAACCGCUGUUCCUGUAUGUGUAUUUCCUCUACAAAAUCAGAGCUUUGACCUGACAUAUGCAACACCCACAGUUUGUAUUCACAUUUCCUGAUGCUGAAGAAAAAACUUAAAAGCAAGUCAGUAUGAAGCGAGAGCAGACGCCACCACUGUACAAGAGAGCUGCACUUUAUUGGACACACAAUCACAGCAAGUUAUGUACAAAAGAAGGCAGGUUCAACUGCCUGCUGUCUUCUCACAGGAAAAACACACACAUUUCUCACAGAAUAUCAUGGCAUCCACACUGAUAAAUUAGUAUCUCCAGUAUCAGUAGGCUUUUAAAUUUAUAUAUCAUUAUAUUAUAGAUCUAUUUUCUGUAUUAUUUUUGUUCUUAUAUCACACUACUCUACAAAUGGGAGAAUCACUGUGUGGAUAGAGCUCACCAUCACUGGUGACUUCUCUGGUUGGGGUGCGUUCAAGCUCUCUGACUCCUUCUAGACAUUCAACACUCUCGGCCACUAUCGUCACCCUCGUCACCACGUAACAUCACAGUAAGACUGAACAUGCCUUUGUCACAGAUACCAGAAAAAUGUCUCAAUCUUCACGUUUGUAAACCUCUAACAUAGAACCGCUUUCUCUUCCUCUCUCUUUCUCAUUUUUUUGAGAAAACAUGUAGACAACAUUUUUUCGACUGCACCGUGCGAUUGCUUGAGACUAUACAUGCAUUGUUUUGUAAA